Messenger RNA from Trichoderma breve, 930 nucleotides. Its product is annotated as SOR/SNZ family domain-containing protein. Gene Ontology annotation, biological process: pyridoxine biosynthetic process; pyridoxal 5'-phosphate biosynthetic process; amino acid metabolic process. Gene Ontology annotation, molecular function: amine-lyase activity. Bases 1 to 930 code for a protein of 309 amino acids. The transcript has a single exon. The record is from RefSeq and is a predicted model, not a curated record. NCBI's taxonomy places the organism in Eukaryota, Fungi, Ascomycota, Sordariomycetes, Hypocreales, Hypocreaceae.
AUGACCAACGACGCCUCUACCAACGGCUCUUCUGCCGCUCCCGCGACCACCUUCGCCCUCAAGGCUGGUCUCGCCCAGAUGCUCAAGGGCGGCGUCAUCAUGGACGUCACCAACGCCGAGCAGGCCCGCAUCGCCGAAGAAGCUGGUGCCUGCGCCGUCAUGGCCCUCGAGCGAGUCCCCGCUGAUAUCCGCAAGGACGGCGGCGUCGCCCGCAUGUCCGACCCUGCCAUGAUCAAGGAGAUCCAGGACGCCGUCACCAUCCCCGUCAUGGCCAAGGCCCGUAUCGGCCACUUCGUCGAGUGCCAGAUCCUCGAGGCCCUGGGCGUCGACUACAUUGACGAGUCCGAGGUCCUGACGCCCGCCGACGACGAGAGCCACGUCGAGAAGAGCCCCUUUGGCGUGCCCUUUGUCUGCGGCUGCCGCAACCUGGGCGAGGCCCUGCGCCGUAUUGCCGAGGGCGCUGCCAUGAUCCGAACCAAGGGCGAGGCCGGCACCGGUGACGUCGUUGAGGCUGUCCGUCACAUGAAGACUGUCAACAGGGACAUUGCCCAGGCCAAGGCUGCUCUUGCCGAGGGCGGCAUUGUUCGUCUCCGCGAGCUUGCUCGUAAGCUCGAGGUUGACGUCGAGCUGCUGCGCCAGACUGCUGAGCUGGGCCGUCUCCCCGUUGUCAACUUCGCCGCCGGUGGUGUUGCCACGCCUGCUGAUGCUGCUCUCAUGAUGCAGCUUGGCUGUGACGGUGUCUUUGUCGGCAGCGGCAUCUUCAAGUCUGGCGACCCUGCCAAGCGAGCCAAGGCCAUUGUCCGAGCUGUCACUCACUUCCGUGACCCCAAGGUCCUUGCCGAGUGCAGCACCGGACUGGGCGAGGCCAUGGUUGGCAUCAACUGCGACGCCAUGAAGCCCGAGGAGAAGCUUGCCGGCCGUGGCUGGUAA